Messenger RNA from Penicillium salamii, 2601 nucleotides. NCBI's taxonomy places the organism in Eukaryota, Fungi, Ascomycota, Eurotiomycetes, Eurotiales, Aspergillaceae. The record is from the annotation of a GenBank genome assembly.
AUGACAAUACAAUACAACGUUACCGCUGACUCAUCCGUGACGCGCUCAAACAUUCUUCGACUCUGGACUAUUCCGACUCUCUUUGCUUCAUCUGGUCCCAUUCAGUUUAUUCCUUCGUUUUGGGGCAUAUUCGCUGUCAAUAUGGACUCGGAGCAUGGCUCGCAGCCCCCGCGGGAGGAGCCCGUCAACUCCAUCGAGCAGGACGGGUCAAUCAGCCCCGAGCUAUGGAAAGUGAUGAUGAACCUGGUCAUGGCAAUUUAUGACUAUCGCGAAGAAGAUGGCCAUGACCCGUCACGACUGUUUCAUCGCAGCGUCAACAAGCGCUACGUUCCCGACUACUAUGAGAUCAUCAAGGAGCCGAUGGCGCUGAGCAUUUUGAAGGCGCGCAUCAACAAGCGAGAGUACAAGCAAUUUUCGGAGUUUGUGCGCGAUUGCGCUCUGGAGGUUUUUGCCGCCGAGUUCAGGAAGUUAGCUGCGCAGGGUGUGAUCCCCGCAGAGGAGGCAGAGCUUCCCGACUUAGGAGAGAUUCCCGAGGCCGAUCCGUUACCCGAUGAUGACGAGGAAGAGGAGGAAGAAGAGGAGGAUGAGGAUGACGACUCCGAAGAUGAGGGACGACGCAGGAAGAAGCCUGGCCCCAAGCCUGGCUUCAAGCGUGGAAUGGCCCCAAAGAACGAACCUGAUCUGCGUAGGAAGCGCGGACGCCCACCCCGCGUGGACACACCCAUGGAAACCCGCAUCAAAACGAUCCUCAAAGGAAUCCGCAAGUUCAAGGGCGCCGGCGGCCACUUGAAGAUCACCCACUUUGAACGACUCCCCGACAAGGCGGCUUACCCGGACUAUUACAUGGAGAUCAAGGAGCCCAUCGCUAUCGACAUUAUCAAGCGCAAGUCUAAGCGCAAGAAGUACGCCUCUGUCGACCAUUUCAUGCGCGAUCUCGACCUGAUGUUUGAGAACGCAAAGGCUUACAACCAGUCCGAUAGCCAAAUUUUCAAGGACGCCGUCGACCUGCAGACGGAGUCCCGAAAAUUGGCCGAUGCGGAGAAGAAGAAGCCUGACAGUGAGUUCCUGAUGGAAGAUGGGCGCUUCCCACUCCCCGAUGGUAUCCUUCAUCGUGGCGAGCUAUGGAAGGUUGGCGACUGGGUCCACAUUCAGAAUCAAAACGAUGUGACCAAGCCGAUUGUUGCUCAGAUCUACCGGACCUGGCAAGACUCGGAUGGCGAGAAAUGGAUCAAUGCAUGCUGGUACUACCGACCUGAACAAACCGUGCACCACUUCGAAAAGCACUUCUAUCCCAACGAGGUCGUCAAGACCGGCCAAUAUCGAGACCAUCGGAUUGAUGAAAUUGUGGACCGUUGCUUCGUCAUGUUCUUCACUCGCUACAGCCGGGGUCGUCCCCGAGAUCUGGCGCCUGACAAAGAGAUCUAUGUGUGCGAGGCACGAUACAACGAGGAGAAACACAAACUCAACAAGAUCAAGACUUGGGCCAGUUGCUUACCAGACGAAGUCCGAGAGAAGGACUAUGAAAUGGACCUGUUUGAUGUUCCCCGAAAAAUCAAAAAGAUCCCAACCCCGAUCAAAGAUCUACUCAAAGAAGACUCCAAGGAAACCGAUGAUCUCCCCCGGCCAACAUGGGGAGCCGACAACGCACCCCCUGUCGUUGGCGCCGUUCACCGCCGGCCCCGAGAUGAGAAUGAAUCCCCACCCCCUGAACCCACACCAUCUCCACCCCCUCCAUCCCUACCCCAGUCUGUAUUACCCCGUCAGUCAAUGGGCCAGCCACUCCCCCUCACAGCCAUGAGCCCUGGCACAGCUACUCUCCAAGCCCGAUCCCCUGCAGCCCCAAUCGCUAUUCAAACAUCCCCCGUCCCAUCUUCACCAGCCUUCCAACCCCAAAUGAGCCAGGCUCAACUGUAUCAAGCCUCGCUGCAAAGACGUGCAAGCAACUUUGCCACUCCACAGACACCAGGCGCCUACCAGCCCGCCCCAGUGCAGCAACCUCCUUACAACGGAUACCCGGGCCCUCGUAUGCAAGCUCCACCAGCAGUAUACAACCCCAAUGCCCCGCGCCCCAUCGAAGUCUUCCAUCUAAGUGAUGCAGCCAACGCUACCAUUCCAGAAGACGUCCGCCGCAACUUCCACUGCGAUGACCAAGGUCGUCUGCUGUUCUUCUCCACCCCGCCUGUGGACUACAUCCCCUCUUCCACACAAAGGCUGGGCCAUUCCCUGAAGUACCUAGCCGCCAAGGAGAGUCAUCAAGUGAAAGUGGAAGACCGCAAACGCAAACUGGCAGAAGAGAAAGAAGAGCGUGAGGGUGAUGCCAAGCGUCGUCGGGCUGACCUAGAAACGGCUCUUGGCCAGCGUGUCGAUGGACUCACUGGGAAGGCUCUAGAGACUUUUGUUUCCACGAUUCUUGCUGGCACUGAAGAAUUAAGUGGCCACCUUCGCAAAGGUCAGCAGCAUGGGAUCGAUGUUGGGGCCAUGCAUCAGCGUGGUCUCUUGGACGAUCGUGCCAAGGUACAGACUCAACAGAUUCAGGACCAAUCGAGGACUGAAGGCUUGGUCAAUCUCAAAGGUACUGCUGUAUACUUGGAUGAGGUUUAG